UAAAACUGAAAGUUCAAGACUUAGAUAACUGGGGUUUGUCAGGUUUUCUCAACAUAUUUCUGUGUAUGGUUAAGAAUAAAGACUGUAGGAAUGAGUCAGUGCUCCAGUUUUAGGGUUUGUUUAUGAGUGCAGGUCAGACAGAGUGAGAGGUUUUACAGUCAGUUCACUGGUUGAUCCACAUUCACACAGCAGCAGCAUUUUACAACACAGAACUACUUUAUAGCACCAGAAGGUUCAGUUUAUACAGAAUCAAACAGGUUUUUGGUAUCAGAGAGCAAAUAUAAUGAGAAACAAUGGGAUUGAAUGAUUCAGUCUACAGAGUUUGAACAGCCUUACAGAUCAGACACAUACAUGUACUAUUUGUCAACCAUAAACAGGUUGUGGCUUAAUUCAGAUCUCUAUUAGCCCAGCAUUUCUCCAUAUAAUCAACAGAUUCAUUCAGUCACCUGAAGCUUAAACUGACAAAAUAUGUCUCUUUUCUGAUCAAUCUACCCUCAAUGGUAGCACGUUGUCAUGUUUUUAUAGUUUCAAACACUGAAGUCUCUCAUUGACAAAGGACUUCAGACUCUUUGUUGUAGCUCCAGAUUGCAGCCAGUUUUAAAUCAUCCAUCAGAAGAAUCUAGAACUAGACUGGAGUCCACUGUGGCAAACUGAACUGACUGGACAUAGUUUAAGUUGAAGGAAGUUUCUGUUGUUGAUCAAACCAUGGUGAGGUAGAGAUCAGAGAAGAGGAUUAAACCAUUUCUGAAUAGUUUCCAGGAGCCUGGAGGCCUCAAUAACUGAAAACUACCAGGACUCUUGAUGGCAUUAUCUGUCCAACCAAACUGAUAAAAUGAGAAAGUUCUGUUCAAGGAAACCAACAGUCCAUUUAACAGAGUUCAUCCAAGAAGCUUUGAAGCUUUAACUGCAACUAAAAGGGCUUCUACAAAGUGAUGAACAAAGUGUCUAGAUAUGGUUAUUAGAGAGAUGUCAGUUUUUGAUUCUUAUUAAAAUAAAGAAAAUAUUCUAAAAACAUGCUGUGACUUUGAAUUCAAGAGUUAUUGGGAGUAUAUUAUUUUAAAAUUUUUAUUUUUUUUCUUUUUAAAUUGAAAUGUACAUUCUGAUUCAACUAAAAUGCGUUCUCAAUGAUGUUUGCUUGUGACAUAUCACAAACACAUUUCUAAUCAACAAUGUAAAUUUCCUCUCUGGGAUCAAUAAAGGUCCUAAUAAAGGUAUCUAUCUAUCUAUCUAUCUAUCUAUCUAUCUAUCUAUCUAUCUAUCUAUCUAUCUAUCUAUCUAUCUAUCUAUCUAUCUAUCUAUCUAUCUAUCUAUCACACAUUAGAUGAGGCAGGAUUCAGCAACCAGGAAACCCAAAAACUGAGGAAAAAUUUCAAACAACUUCUAAAGGGUUGUAUUUUAAACCAAACCAUUAACAUUUCCUCAACCUUACCAAACAGUUUUGAUGCGUGAACUCAACCAAGCCUCUAAUGAGUAGCUAUUGUUGUGAAAGUGAUAUUUUCCUUAGCCUGAGUACUUUUGGUGCCUAAAUCUAAUAAAACUAGUGGAAAUUAGAGCUACGUCCAACAACAAUGGAUGUAAACCCAGUCUACAUGUUGACUGUCCUGUUGUUGACCUUUAGUCCCAUUAUGUUUCUUCAAUCAACCCAGUCUACUCAACAUUACAUUUCUUUUCAACUAAACCAUAUUCUAAAUAAAGUUUUUGAAAUGUAAUUUCUGAUUUGCAAUGUUAAAGGAGGAAAAGGUGACCAGAAAGUCCAAGUUAGGAGGGAAGACUGGUAAAUGGAAGCAUAAAAGAGAAACUAGAUUUUUACCAAAUAGAUCGUAGUUUGAAAUACGACUCUUUUCCUCCAUGUUUGAAGCUUUUCAAGCUGGGUUACCGUGGUGACAAGCAUGUCUGUGACACAUAAACAUAAUUCAUCAGAAAAUAUGUUCCAAUCAAACCAUAACUGCGAAUGCAGAUGAGUUGGAAAGAAACAUAAUUUUGAGGAGACUUAGUUGCUUCAGGUGAACUUUGCAGCUUCUUUAAAAUCUCCCAUGUCACAGUCUUUCUUGUAGGUUUCUUUCAGGACAUCAUUCAGAAUGCAGUUUUACUUUAGAGUAUAUUACUUUACAUUAACAGAGUUAUAACAAAAUGUGCAAACACUGAAGGACUCUGAAUACUUCCUGAUGCGACUGUUUUUAAGGAGAUUGUUAGAAAACAUUAAUCUGGUAAAGUGUUACAACAGGGGCUAGAACCCAAAUGUCGACACAGAAAACAAGCAGAGACAGGCAGAGAAUGAAAAAGAAUUUAUGUAUAAAAAAAAAACAGAGAAAAUGAGAGGCUGGAACAAGGAUCCAGAUAGUAAAGUUGGAAGAUAGUCCUGUCCUCCUUUUCUACUGUCUGAUGUUUCCCUUCUUAUCUUUAGGUAUUGAUCCAAUUCCAGUCAUCAGUUUAGCAGGACUUGGUAGAACCAGCAGCUCAGUGGAGUUACAGUGUGAGUCUGCAGGCUGGUAUCCAGAGCCUGAGGUGUUGUGGCUGGACGGUGAUGGAAACCUCCUCUCUGCUGGACCUACAGAGACAGUCAGAGGUCCUGAUGGCUUCUAUACUGUCAGCAGCAGAGUGACUGUGGAGAAGAAACACGGCAACAAGUUCACCUGCAGAGUCCAGAACAACAUCAACCAGAGCAGAGAGGCUCUGAUACAAGUUACAGAUGAUUUCUUUGAGGUCCAGUCCAGUUACACCUCGACUAUAGUUGGUUUGGCUGUUAGUUUGGUAGCUGCUUUCAUCCUGUUAAUUCCAGCAGUUUUUCUUUUUGUUCGCACACGAAGACAAAAAAGUGACAAGAAGAUUUUGGUAAAAGACAAGCAAGAAACGAUUGACCUAUGGAUGAGUGAGAAGGAAAAAUUGAUGUACACCAAGAUAAAUUUGCUGGAUGAGAAGCUGAAGUGGAUGGAGACUGAGAGAAAACUGAAGACAGUGGUCCAGAACAAGAUCCAGGAGCUGAAUGAAAUGAACUUUGGUACCAACUCUGACCCUACUGGGAGCGAUGAGAAGAAUCAACAGGAAGAGUUAGAGAAGCUACAGGAUGAGAAGCAGAAGUGGAUGGAGAUUGUUGGAAACCUGAAGACAGAACUCCAGAACAUGAACAAGAAGCUGGAGCUGAUCGGACCCAUAACUUUAGUAGAGGUCGAUGAAUGGGGCUACACCAUCCGUCUCAAGAACAUUUCCUCUGAGGAGAUAGAACUGGGAGGCUGGAAGUUAAAACUACAGAUUAACAACAGAGAACCAGCCAUAUACACAUCUAAGGAGUCACUCAAACUUCAGGCUGGAGGGAUUCUCACUUUGAGCCGCCAAGUCUGGUCCAGCGACCAUCCUGAUGGUGUUGAUCUGGAGAAGUGGCGCUUGAUGAAAUGGAGACCUGAAGACAAACUGCAGAUGAACCUCAUCAGCAACAAGACAGAGAUCUUCAGACUGCUGUAAUGUAAAUAAACAUGUGAAACAUCAUUUUUUUUAAGUUUCUGCAUUAAAGUGAGCCUUUGGUUUUUUUAAAAAAUAAAUAUCAAAUUCAACAUUAUUUUUCAUCAUUUUUGUUUUAUUUUCAAGAACUUGUUUUCAAAUGUACAUUUUGUAUUUUUAUAAAAUUAAAUUCCUAUUCAGUUCUGUGGAAAACACAUCAGGUUUGUUGUUUUAUCAAAGUUGUAAUGAACAGAAAAUACAACAAGAAAAGACCAGAAAUAUGUACAACAUUAAAACAAUCUGAACAAAAUAUCUUCUACAGGUUAAAGUCAGUUUUUAGUUUAAAGGGGCACCGAGGAAGAUUUUUAUGCUGGUAACAAAGUCUCAUAUUAAUGUGGAUGAAUCUUCGUUAUUUACACUUAUUAAUGCCCCCAUUUUCGAUUCAUGAAUCAUUUUGGUUUUGUAAAUAUUUUUAUUUUAUUAAUUUUUUGUCGACUCGUCCAGAAUUUCCUGUGAGAGACGGAGCGAUUUACAGCAAAUACGGUGCACGUGCGCUGACGGAGCGUAGCAGAGCGGAGCUAGUUGUUUUUAGCAGUAGCACAGUGAAGAGUUGGUUGAGAAGACAGCACACAUGGAGCGCAAAAGGAAGCGAACGGAGCAAAGUCUGCAAGCAAAAAGGUUGUCAGAUCGACAACGAAGCAAAAGAAAAGUUAAUCUUGGAAAGGCAUUUCAGAGGUGGAGAGAAUUUCGGGAGCAAAAAGAAAUCAAAACAGAUGCCGAGCUGGCUGUGCUUCUCCUAGACAAGUACGUAACUUUAGCUCUUUGUAAGUUUGAUACAAUUCUUUUGUCUUUUGUGUGUGUUGCUUGCGAUGUGUGGUUAGUAGACUAUGGGAUUCGUUUGACUGUGACUGGUUUAGUUGACUAACUUUGUGGCAAAAACACUGUGUGGGUAUUGGCUAAUGUAACGUUAGCUCGAAGCUACCUAACGUUCGGUUAACUCCAUAGCUCGGAGCAGCUUUGACAACUCGGUUUUACAACAUUAGACCGCGGAGUCAUUUGUACACGUUAUUGUUCAACAAUGAUUUCAACUCCGCCGGCUUUCCUGAGGCUCGCUUGUUCUUUUAUGAUGGUUUGUGACAGUGCGCGCCGAGGCUCAUGGGAAAUGUAGGCAACGCUACAUUUCCGCUAAAAUCUUCCUCGGUGCCCCUUUAACCUCCUUUUGCUGUUCUUCAAAUUUCAUGUGCCGACUGUCUUCAGGGUUUCUUCAGUAAUUUUGUAUUUUAUUUAAAAGUGGUUCUACACCUAUGGUGUACCCAAACGCAUUCACAGUGACCAAGGAAAGAGUUUUGAAGGGGACCUGUUGAAACGACUAUGCCACCUGUAUGGAAUUGAAAAGAGUAGGACUACACCGUACCACCCUGAGGGCAAUGGACAAUGUGAAAGAUUUAAUCGAACGCUGCACGAUUUGUUGCGUACACUCCCACAAGAAAAGAAAAGAAAAUGGCCUCAACAUCUACCUCAAGUGCUCUAUGCUUACAACACAACAGAGCACCAAUCCACAGGUUAUUCGCCAUAUGAACUCAUGUUCGGCCAGAAAGCGCAAUUGCCAGUGGAUUUCUUGUUGGGGGGAUCACCGGAGGAACCCAUGUCCAGGUCAGCAAAGGACUGGGUGGAUGAACAUCAAAAGCAUUUGAGUUCAGUCUAUCUUCAAGUGAAGGACCAGCUCCAGCAGGCAGCGGAGCGGAGAAACAGACAUCAUCAACCGUCAGGAAGUCCCAUUCUCACCCCUGGAACACUUGUCUACAGGAGAAGUCACCCCACAGGGCGUCACAAAAUUCAGAAUGCCUGGAACCCGGUUGUCUAUGAGGUGGUGAAAAACUUGGAUGAAGAAGGCAGAGUGUAUAAAAUAUGCCCCCGAGACGGCACUGGCUCGGAGAAGAAUCUUAAUAGAUCGGAGCUCAGGCUAGUACCGACUGCUAGUGUCAAUAUGUCUUCAACACAAAACCAAUUUUUGCCUGACCCUGGUCUGAUGGAUGACUCACUCCAACAGUCAAACUGCCAUGCCGUGAACGACGAUGACAGCGAUUCGGAGGGAAUCAUACUCACCAUGGAACAAGAGUGGCAUCGAGUGCAGCCCCCCUCCCACUCUGCCCCUGAGUCAGCUAUGCACUUGAGGGGGACAGAAUUGUACAGUCCCGACACGUCACGUUCCGUUGUUGGUCCUGAACAGGGAAACAGCCCUAGAAACAGUGCAGAUGUUGUGGUGACAGCCAAGCCUAGUGUACUGCAGGGACGGCCUAAAAGACGUACAGCUGGGCAGCAUACUAACCCCUUCCAUCUCCCAAAAUCUGUAAAUUAUACCCUUGCGACCCCUGUUGGAAGCUUACAGGUCCCCCAGGCUCAAAACCAGUUACCUGAAAGAGUAUUUAGGCCUUGGGUUUGAGUUGUCACUGGGACGGUGACCUUUCAAAGUGGAGGUGAAUGUAACGGGGAUGCCUUUGAAGGUCUGGCCUUUGAGCAGUGCUCCCUCUCUCUCUCUCUCUCUCUCUCUCUCGCUAUUGGUACGCAGAUAAGGAAGUGCAGUCAGACGCGUCAAGCAUGCCAAACAAUUGACUCGAACUCAGACAAGCGACAGUUUAUGACAAGGUUGGUGAGACUUUGGGAGGCUGAGUAGAAGCGGUGCUCCCUUUUCCCCCUCUCGCUAUCGGUAGACAGACAGGGAAGUGCAGUUAGAUGCAUGAAGCAUGCCAAACAUUUGAUGCGAACUCAGGAGUAAAUCAAGGAAAGACUGUGCAUCUCUCCAGCCAUCUGCGUACAGAACGCUGCCGUGCGAACCUUGAGCAGAGACUGAUUGUAAGUCAUGUGAUGGUAUAUUCAUGUUUAUUGAAGAGACUAUUUAUUUAAAUGCGAUGUUUAAAUGUAUUCUGUGUUUCUUUUUAGUGGCAGUCAUCAUGAUAUUACGCACACUGCUGGUCUGAGUAUUGAGUAUAUGAUGUAAAGGUACGGCACAUUGGUUAAUUGUUAUCAGCAGAACUGAUCUUUAAUAUGCCGAAUAUAUCUUAACCUCUGACUGUUUUAUAGAACUGUCUGCAAGUGCGGUGACUGUCACUGUUUUUCUUUCACUCCAUGAUUUAGUUUUAACGGGCCUUGGGUUUAUUUUGUUUUUGUUUGUUUACUUUCUUUUCGGUAUCUGUUUUAUGUGGGCUAAGUGCAAUAUUUAUGGGCAUUGUGCAAUUUCUGAGUUAUAGCCGGUUGGAAGUUGUGGGCCUUACAUUUGGCGACCCCUUUAAUGUGAAAUUUGAUCAUUGGUGAUUCUUAAACGGUUGCAGUGGUUGUAGAUCCUACGGGAUUUUGUUUAUGUGUCGGUCCCACCUACCAUUUUGCCCUACCCUCUUCCUUCUUUGUUUCAUAGGCUGCUAUUUUACUCACAACGCACAAUCGCCCUCUGCCUUUGGCAUAUUUUGCACAAUUGUAUUGACUACUGUGUAGCUGUAGCCCCAUUUAUUAUCUGAAUUUUACUGUUUGGUUUAUUCUGUUUAUAUUGUAAUAAAUUUUUGUAAUUUUGU
Messenger RNA from Acanthochromis polyacanthus (spiny chromis), 7001 nucleotides. RefSeq names its product butyrophilin subfamily 3 member A2-like. The record is from RefSeq and is a predicted model, not a curated record. The coding region runs from base 2383 to 3459 and encodes 358 amino acids. Lineage: Eukaryota; Metazoa; Chordata; Actinopteri; Pomacentridae. The transcript is spliced from 10 exons.